AUGGUUGAUUCAGGAAAGGAAGUUAGUGGACCAGAGGGGUAUGGCAACGGCAUUAAUGGGGAAUCACCCAAUGUUGAAACUAAUUUAGAUUCUCAUUCCGGUGGAGGAGUGCGAUGUGUUGAUAAGUUGCAAGGAAGAGGUGAUGGGAAUAUUGAAGCACAUGUUGAUAUGGAAACCGGAGUGGAAACACUCGAAGGAAUUGUUGAGGAGGUUGGGAUGGAAGGUGCAUUGAAUCUGGAUUUUAAGAGGAGGGUGUUUGAAAUGGCUGUGAACCAUCAGCCGUCGAUAAUGGUUAUAACAGAGACUAGAGUAGAGGGUAGCAGAGCUGAGAAGAUAAUUGAAGUGCUUCCAUUUUAUGGCUUUAUCACCACGGAAACUAUUGGGUACGCGGGUGGAUUAUGGAUUUUGUGGAGAAGAGAAGAUGCGGAAGUUAAUCUGUUAUCUGCUAUAGAACAGGAAAUACAUGUGACGAUAAAGAUCGUUAGAGAAGCCUGGCCGGAAGGUGCUAAUUUAAAAGUGGCCACUACUGAUUUUAUUAAGAAGGCUAAGAAAUGGAAUUUUGAGGUUUUUGUCCAACUUAUUGAAGAGUACUCCUCUAUUUUGCUUCAAGAAGAGGAGUUUUGGGCCCUUAAGUCUAGGAUUAAUGCUGCUGCCUUUGGGGACCGAAACACAUCUUAUUUUCAUAUGAAUAUGGUGGUGAGGAGGCAAAGAAAUAAAAUAAGGUGUUUGAAGGAUGGUAUGGGUGAAUGGAUAGUUGAGGAAGAGGCAGAGAAGGAGCAUAUUUUAAAGGGGUUUAUGAAGCUUUAUGCUAUGGGUUUGGAGAUGUCCUACAGAUGCUCCACUGUUUCUGAGUUCUCCGGUAGUUUUCUCUCUGAAGCAUAUAGGAGUUGGACGGGAAGGGAAGUGGUGGAUGAAGAUGUGAGGAGUGGUUUGUGGGCUUUGAGGCCUUUUAAAGCACUAGGGCUGGAUGGGAUCCAUGCUAGCUUCUAUCAGCAUUUUUGGCAUGAGGUGGGGAACUCAGUUUGUGAGGAGGUGAAAAAGAUUUUCAGGGAUGGUAUGGUUCCGGACCAGCUUAAUGAGACACUUGUGACAUUAAUUCCGAAAUGUAAAAGCCCUGAGUCCCUGAAUAAUUAUAGACCGAUUAGCCUUUGCAACUCAGUUUAUAAAAUUGUUUCUAAGAUUCUAGUGGAGAGGAUCAAACCGUAUCUUAAUAAGCUUGUUUCCCCUAUCCAAACAGCAUUUGUGCCGGGAAGGAAAGGAUUAGAUAACAUUUUAGUCGCUCAAGAGCUUUUCUAUGCGUUGGAUAAUAAAAAAGGCAAGGAGGGGUAUAUGGCCAUUAAAGUUGAUUUGGAGAAAGCGUAUGAUAGAAUGGAGUGGUGUUUUAUACACAAAGCUCUAUGUGCUUUCCAUUUUCCUCAAAAUCUGAUUAAGGUAAUAAUGAGUUGUGUCACCUCCACCAAGGUGUCUAUUUUGUUUAAUGGAGGGAAGUUGGAAGCUUUUAGUCCUUCAAGAGGUCUUCGACAAGGAGAUCCUUUAUCGCCGUAUCUCUUUAUCUUGUGCAUGGAGUACUUAGGCCAUUUAAUUGAGAAGAAAUGUAUGGAGGGAGUGUGGAAGCCUUUGAAAGCCUCGAGAGAAAAUAUUGGUAUCUCCCACCUCUUUUUUGCGGAUGAUUUACUUCUAUUUGCUAAAGUAGAUGAGGAUGCUUGUGAAGCUAUAUCGGAAGUGUUGGAUGAAUUUUGUGAGGAGUCGGGUCAAAAAGUGAGUAUGGAGAAGUCAAGAAUCUACUUUUCCCCUAAUGUGCAAGCCGAAAUUAAGAGCGGAGUCUGCUCAAGGUUGGGAAUUCAAGCCACGACAAAUAUUGGGAAUUAUCUUGGAUUCCCAAUCAAACAUAAAGGGGUUCCAAGAAAUAGAAUGAACUUUAUAGUUGAGAGAGUUAUGAGCAAGUUGGCUAGUUGGAAGACUAGAUUCCUUUCAUUUGCAGGCAGAUCGGUUUUAGUGAAAUCAGUCAUGUCUACUAUGCCGAAUUAUGUAAUGCAGGCCGCUGUCCUUCCUGCUCACCUUUGUGACAAAUUGGAUAAAAUUAAUCGGGACUUCUUGUGGGGUUCAACUAGUGAAAAGAGAAGACUUCAUUUGGUAGGGUGGAGUAAGAUUAUUAGGCCGAAGGAAGAGGGAGGACUUGGAAUUCAAGCUGCGAAAAUCAAGAACUUGGCAUUAUUAGCAAAGUUUAAUUGGAGGCUGAAUCAGGAAAAAGAAAGUCUAUGGGCUAAGGUUAUUCUGAAGAAGUAUUGUUCAACGGAUAGAAGGAGAGCUAGAGACCCGGAGAAGUUGCCAUGUUCUCCAAAUUGGAGAGCCAUAAAAGCUGGGUUUCAGACCUUCGCUGAGAGUAUUUGUUGGGGGGUGGGGAAUGGAGAAAGAAUUAAGAUUUGGGCGGAUAGUUGGAUAAGGGGAUGCUCAUUGAGAGAACUGAUUGAAGGCCCUUUGACUCCAAGGGAGAUGGAUAUGAAGUUGUCAGAUUUAUUUCUUGAUUCGGAGCAAGGGUGGAAGUGGGAUGCUAUAUCCUUUGAGUUGCCGGUUUGUAUUAAAGAUAGGAUUAAAGUUAUUCCAAGGCAACUGGUUGGAAGAGGAGAAGAUGUGAUUAUGUGGAAGCGUACUAAGGAUGGAGAGUUUACUACUAAUUCUGCCUAUGCUUGGCUGAAUGGACCCCAACAAGAGGAGACUAAUUUCCAAGGGCAGUGGAUAUGGAAGAUAGAUAUGUUGCCAAGGAUUAUUAAUUUUCUUUGGCUGUGUAUGCAUGAAAGUUUGCCUGUUAGAUCGGUUUUGGCUAGGAGGGGAAUAACAUGGGAGAGUUGCUGCCCUUUAUGUAACAAUUUUCCGGAAACUAUUAGUCAUUUAUUGAAAGAGUGUGUGGUGGCAAAAAAUUUCUGGUUUAAACUUAGAGUCCCCCAUGAUAUGGUUAGUUCUUUUGCUGAUAUGGACUUGAUUGAAUGGCUAAAAGUUAAUUGCCAAAGUAAGACGUUACAUUACUCUUUUGUGCCGUGGUCUUAUGUUUUUUCAUUUGCUAUUUGGAAUUUGUGGAAACAUAGAAAUGGUAUGGUGUUUAAUAAUAAUAUUGUCAAUGGAAGCUUAGAUAUUGUUAGUAAAAAUCAAGCCUUGGAAUAUUACUACUGUGUGGGUAAGGCUAGGAGUAAGAAGAAUAUGGUGGUUUGUAAUGUCAGGUGGGAAAAACCUCCCUUAGGAUGGUGUAAAUUAAAUACUGAUGGGGCUUCCUUUGGCAAUCCGGGAAGGGCAGGAGGAGGGGGUGUGAUAAGAGAUAGUGAGGGUAGAUGGUUGAAAGGCUUUGCUCGGUCUAUUGGCUUCACAACCAGCAUUACAGCAGAAUUUUGGGCUUUAAGGGAUGGUUUAUUGCUGGUUGUCCAAAUGGGAGUGCAGAAGCUUGUGAUUGAAUUAGAUGCUAAGGUGGUAGUUGAGCUGGUGCAGUCUUACUCUCCUUCUAAUGCAUUUUAUUCUUCAUUGUUGGCUGAUUGUAGGUCGCUUCUAGACAAGUUUCAGCACUACAGGGUGCAGCACGCAUUCAGGGAAGUGAAUAAAGUUGUUGAUGCUAUGGCUAAGUUAGGUGGAGUGGUGCAAGAUCAUUUUGUAGUUUGGGAUAUUCCCCUAUCUAAUGUAAUAUCAACUUUUGUGUAUUCUGAUACUAAUGAGGAAAGUAUAUGUAGGCUUGCUGCCUCUAACUUAGCCAUUUUGGCUUAG
Molecule: messenger RNA, 3747 nt
Organism: Quercus robur (English oak)
Lineage: Eukaryota; Viridiplantae; Streptophyta; Magnoliopsida; Fagales; Fagaceae
Exons: 4
Coding region: 1-3747 (1248 amino acids)
Molecular function (GO): nucleic acid binding; RNA-DNA hybrid ribonuclease activity
Source: RefSeq, a predicted model, not a curated record